Chaetomium fimeti is the source of this 1608-nucleotide messenger RNA. RefSeq names its product Quino protein amine dehydrogenase. Gene Ontology annotation, molecular function: protein binding. Bases 460 to 1545 code for a protein of 361 amino acids. NCBI's taxonomy places the organism in Eukaryota, Fungi, Ascomycota, Sordariomycetes, Sordariales, Chaetomiaceae. The record is from RefSeq and is a predicted model, not a curated record. The transcript has a single exon.
UGGCACCGAACCGAAGCACCUUGAGAUCACCUUCGAUCGACGCUGAACCCUAACAGGACAGGGUUCUGAGAUAUGUAGGUUCGUCACACUAUGCGGGUGGGUGCUAAGAUGUGAAGUGUGAACUUACUUUUUGACCCUGAUUUUACCCAUUCGUUGAGGUAGUAUCCGUACACAAUCACGUUUGAUUGCUCGCUCGGGGGGUUAGGGUUGCACCGAUGCAGUUGGGUGUCCCUGAAUGCCUCAACAACACCUUAACACUACUUGCUUGUUUGCUUCCCGCGACUAGCAGCUGGCCGAUACCCAAAUACAUCUACGUAAGGCACCUUACUUACCUCUGUCCUGUCCUUCUUUUCUAGGACUACACCACCCGGUUCCGUCUUUCUCACCCCGGUAGAUCAAUUCCUCCCUCAUGUCACUGACACUGGAUUUUGAGGGACAAGACAAGACGCGCAAUGCAACAUGGCCCAAACCACAGCCUCCGUCCGGGAGGGCACAGAUGAUGGAAAUGCCCAAGAAUCGAUAAGCACCGCGGUCUGCGAGAGCGCAGGACCCCCGGCGCCGGAAGCGUGCGACCAUGAUCGGGCAGACCACUUUGACCCAGCAACCACAAAUCUUCCCGAGCACAGCGACGACUUGCACUCAGCCGACUCAGACCUCGGACAGCUCGCGUCUGCGUCAGCUGAUGGCACGGUGAAGAUCUGGGAUCCGGCGACCAACCAGUGCAGAGCAACUCUCGAGGGCCAUAACGGAUCGGUCUUCUCGGUAGUCUGGUCGCCCGACGGAGCCCAGCUUGCGUCUGGAUCGGCUGACGGGACUAUCAAGAUCUGGAAUCCGGCAACCGGCCAGUGUACAGCAACCCUUGAGAGUCAUGCAGGCUCGGUCUUGUCGGUGGCGUGGUCGCCCGAUGGAACCCAGCUUGCGUCGGGAUCGCGCGACGGGCCGAUCGAGAUCUGGAGCCUAGCGACUACCCAGUGUGUCGCAACGCUCAAGGGCCAUGACAGCUCGGUCCUUUCGGUAUCUUGGUCGCCUAAUGGAUGGGAGCUCCUAUCAGGGUCAGAAGAUCAAACAAUCAGGACUUGGGAUUUGACAACCACCUGGUGUAGAAUGAUUCUCGAGGCCUUUAGAGAGUCAGUCUUGUCAAUAGCGUGGUCGCCCGAUGGAUACCAAUUCGCGUCAGGGCCGGAUGACACGAUUAUAAAAAUCUGGGGUUCGGCCUGCACGAGUUCACUGACUCUCGAGGGCCAUACAGCCUCAGUUGGGUCAGUAGCAUGGUCGCCCGAUGGAGCUCGUCUCGCGUCAGGCUCAGACGAUCGGACCGUUAAGGUCUGGGAUCUAGACAAUGCUCAGUGUACAGCGACGCUUUCGGGGCAUGAUAAGUUCAUCCAGUCGGUAACCUGGUCGCCCAAUGGAGCCCGGCUAGCAUCGGGAUCAGACGAUGAAACUGUCAAGAUUUGGAAUCCUGUAACAAGCGAGUGUAUAGCGACGCUCAGAGGCCAUAAGGACACGGUCUACUCUGUAGCCUGGUCGCCCGAACCUGCCCGGUAAACAGCAAACCACUGAGCAGAGGGUACUGAGCCUGCGUCGUGCACGCAGAAUAAACAGAAGAGA